Molecule: messenger RNA, 2247 nt
Organism: Purpureocillium lilacinum
Lineage: Eukaryota; Fungi; Ascomycota; Sordariomycetes; Hypocreales; Ophiocordycipitaceae
Source: RefSeq, a predicted model, not a curated record
AUGGCAAAACUCGCACUGUUGAUGCUUUUGGCCCGCCUGACGAUGGCCAACACAUUCCAUCAGGACGACAUUAUCCAUUUUCCCAGCAGAGACACCUCCUCAUCAACCCCAAACUUCAAAAGAGCGGCUGACCCGUGUGCGGCUAUUACUCAAGCAUGGGAGGAGCGCAUGCGGACUGUUCCCCUGGAGAUGCGCCAGGGAAAGCUGCUCGCGCUCGACCUGAGGCCCUCCGUGGCUACUGCGUGCUUAGAGUCCGUUCCGCUCAACAAGCAGAAGAAUCUUCAACUUCUUACCUACCUCAAACCAUUUGUGGAGCUCCAAUCGACUAUUGGCAUCAUCUCGAAUCCACCAGAAGAGUACCUGCUCUCUGGUGUGGAUUUUCCAGGCGGCAUGGACGCUAUGCAGAGCAAGCUUGAGAACAACGAGUACAAGUCCCAGACCGAGUUUGUAAAUGAUCUUAUGAGCCUGAUUGUCUCCUUCAAUGACAAUCAUCUCGCCUACAAUGCAGCGCUGAACAUGGCAUUCCGACGGGGUCGCACGGGUAUUGCCGCCGUCAGGUCAAUCUCCUCAGACGGGCUCCAGAUGCCCGAAAUCUUCUUCGACUCAGAUCUCCUCGGACAAGGCAACAAACCCCCGUCGGCAGUCGAGAGCAUCGACGGCGUCGAGGUUUCUCUGUUCAUGGAGAAGCUGGCUAUCGGACUCGAAGGGAGUCCCCAAGAUCCCGAUGCGCAGUACAACCGGCUCUUUCCCUCGUUGGCAGGAAUGACUACCGGCCAGGGCAAAGGAAUGAUACCGCUCUCAAUCUUCGACAUACCCGAUAACCACACCGUCAAGUUCAAGAAUGGAACGUCCAGGGUUGUGUUGAAUGAGAUUGUCACUCUGAGGGACGUCGACCUUACAGGUAUACGCUCUGGCCAAGACUUCCAGAAUAAGUUUGAGAGCCCGCAAGGCGUGAAGUUGCCACAGCCACCUGCCUCCAGCCCUACGCAGUCGUCUGCUCCGUCGCCUCCGUCGCCUCCCGCUCCUCAAAGGACGCUACAAGGCUACCCAAAGCCUCUGAUCGAACAUCCACAAGGCCUAAUGUCCGGAUACCUACCCGACGGAGAAGGGCUAGAGAAUACUGCCGUUAUCACAAUCCUUGGCUUCACAUCUCUCCGUGGGCAGGUAUCGCUGAAAGACCCGGCUCAGAUCAGCGACCUUUUACGUGGAGCCCGUGACGUUGUCUUCAAGACCGCCGCAGCGGCGAAGCAGCAAGGGCGAGAGAAGCUCGUUAUCGACUUGCAAGCGAAUGGCGGCGGCAAGUUACAACUUGUCGAGUUUUUGUAUCGCUCGUUCUUUCCGGAAGCCGCCUUCGAUACCGCUGAUCGAUACCGUCUUACGGAUGGGCUCAAAUUUAUAGCCCAAGCCGACUACGAAUCGUUCGCCGAGAAUGAUAUACAACUGGACGCCCUGCCCAUGGGUUUGGAUGAGAAGCCAAUCACAGACGCCAAGAUUUUCUUCAAGGCAAACCCGGUCAAGGGUCAAAACGCGACGACUGCGUUCACGAGCGACAAGACCAAGCAGUACCUAGUCAACCCUGACGAAUUCCUUCCCGGUUCCGCUCAAGCAGCGAAUGGCGCCAAGGCCGAGGCACCGUGGAAGCCUGAGGACAUGGUCAUCCUUACGGACGGGCUAUGCAGCUCUGCGUGCGCGUCGUUCACGGGCCUGAUGGUCCGCAACGUUGGUAUCCGCACAGUCGCGCUUGGCGGCCGACCGCUGAGUCUGCCCAUGCAGGCUAUCGGGGGCGUCAAGGGCGGGAGAGUCAAUUCCUUUGCGGAAAUAAGAGACCUCUUCAAGCAUGCGCGUCAGCAGAGCAACAUGAGUGCCGAGGCGAGGCAAUUCCUUCAGAGCCACGACAAAUCUAUACCGAGUAUCGGAGACUCACCUCUGCGGCCGCUCGUCGACGAGAAGUUUGGUGGAUCAAUCAACAUACGGAACACGUACACUCUUGAUGAUCUUGACGGCUUCCCAUUGCAGUUCAAGUACAAGGCCGCGAACUGCAGGCUCUUCUACACCAAAGAUAUGAUCCAAGACAUUACGGCGACGUGGAACCGCGUGGCGGGCAUCGCAUUUAGAGGUGCUCCCUGCGCUCCUGGCUCAACAGUGAAUAAGAAUGGAACAAUUGGGUUUGAGACUCCUGGCUUCACCAAGGAUGUCAAAAGCCGAGUACGGGGACUUCCCGUGCCAACAAUUCGCAACAGAGGAUAG